Messenger RNA from Photinus pyralis (common eastern firefly), 1095 nucleotides. RefSeq lists its product as uncharacterized. The record is from RefSeq and is a predicted model, not a curated record. Gene Ontology annotation, cellular component: membrane. Gene Ontology annotation, molecular function: phosphatidylinositol bisphosphate binding. NCBI's taxonomy places the organism in Eukaryota, Metazoa, Arthropoda, Insecta, Coleoptera, Lampyridae. The transcript has 5 exons. Bases 181 to 1008 code for a protein of 275 amino acids.
UCAGGUGCAUUCGGUAACCCAAAUGGCACAGUGACAACACUCACUUCCAAAUUUUAAUUCCAUUGGAGUGAAAGAUCAGAAGGUCGUGACACAGAUCGCUAGAAUUUCCAGUACGAGACAAUCAGUUAAGCGAGUUUAUGACACCGUCUGCGCAAUCGAGGAGUCAGUUCUCAAGCAGACAUGUCGGAGGUUAAGUUUGGAUUUAACGCCCGCGAUAUCAUUCGCGAAGGUCACGUGGCCGAAGACGAUCUUCGGACUUUGAGGGACUGGCUGAGUAGUACGGAUUUGCCGAAAUUGAACGAUGAGCAGCUCGUCCUGUUCCUGAUCUCCACCAACAAUGACGUAGAGGUCUGCAAGGGAACCGUUGAGAACUACUUCAGGUGCAAAACGGCAGAGUGCGUCCUCUUCAGGGACCGCAACGUGCUCAACGAAGACUUGCGACGCAUCGCUGGCGUUGGGUACUUCGCAGUGCUGCCCGAACGCUACCAGGGUUCCUCGCUGUUCUUGUCGUCAUUUCAAGACACCAACUACCGAAACUUUGACACGCCUAGUUUCCUGAAGAUGAACUGUAUGGUCUUGGAGAGUGUACUUCAGGAUGAAAAUCCUCAAGAUUCAAUUUAUAUCAUUGAUGUCAGAGGGUUUAGCUUCAUGCACAUCUUCAAACUGAACCUUCAUGUAAUCCCAGUGUAUUUCAAUUACAUUCAAACGGCAAUACCGCUAAUAACUAAGAACCUUCACAUCCUCUACGCCAAUCGAGCUCUAUUCGCGGCAUUCAACAUAAUCAAACCGUGGUUGCAUAAAGAUCUGGCAACGAAGGUCGUUUUCCAUGCGGGCGACAACGGGAUGCGCGACUUUUACGAAAAAUGGAUACCGAAGAGGUACUUUCCGAAGGAGAUCGGCGGAGAUUUAGGCUCGAUAAAGGUCUACCACGAGAGGACGAUGCGAAAAGUCAGAGACCUGCAGCAUUACUUCGACGCCGAGGAGAAACAGCGGACCGGCCAUCGGUAGUUGGUUUUUCACACUUUGCUGCACCCUUGAUAGAAUGUUAAAUGUAUUGAAAAGAUCGAGGAUUUUAUUAAAUCACAGAGGGACGAA